Messenger RNA from Vicia faba (fava bean), 396 nucleotides. The record is from the annotation of a GenBank genome assembly. Lineage: Eukaryota; Viridiplantae; Streptophyta; Magnoliopsida; Fabales; Fabaceae.
AUGAACAGCAAAGUAGUAGUUGUUGUUGUUUUAUACCGAAAAAUAUAUUUCAAUUUAACUAUGAUCAAAUGCCUGCAAAAUCUUUCAACCCAGUCAUUCAAGUCAUACACAUUGAUCCAGCUAAACCCAUCACAUAAAAAAGAUCAAGCAAAAAACAAAAGAUUAAUCAAUGAUAUAUACACUUUUAAAUUAAAUUUCGUCCCAAUAAUUAUAAUUAUUUAUUCGACGACGACUUCACAAUGUGACACAUUAGAUAUAGAACAGAAAGCCAGAAUCCAGCUGAAAAAAUAUGGCAUUAAACGAAUAGUUUGCGACAGAACCAUUAACUACAUAACUACCAUGACCAUAACAUAUAUGGUAUAUAACUUCUUUAAACAAUUCUAUAUAUUCUACUAA